Brenthis ino (lesser marbled fritillary) is the source of this 249-nucleotide messenger RNA. NCBI's taxonomy places the organism in Eukaryota, Metazoa, Arthropoda, Insecta, Lepidoptera, Nymphalidae. The record is from the annotation of a GenBank genome assembly.
AUGGUAUUGCAAUUGCUUGCUGUAACCGCCCACGCCUCAGUCAUAUUUGAGGAUUGCGGGUCGGCUUACAGGUUAACUAAUGUGGACAUAGAAGGCUGCAAUUUCGGUAUACCUUGUUUCGUGACGUUGGGAGAUAGAAUUUCUGUCAAUAUGGAAUUUUUUGCUGAUUUUGCUUCACGUCAACUUGAUCAAGAUGUAAUACUAGAUAUCAACUACAUUCACGCUUCAACGACAGUGACUCCUGGUAUG